This is a messenger RNA of Pseudovirgaria hyperparasitica, 2530 nucleotides long. RefSeq names its product acyl-CoA/sterol acyltransferase. The record is from RefSeq and is a predicted model, not a curated record. Lineage: Eukaryota; Fungi; Ascomycota; Dothideomycetes; Acrospermales; Acrospermaceae. Gene Ontology annotation, molecular function: ergosterol O-acyltransferase activity. The coding region runs from base 245 to 2245 and encodes 666 amino acids. Gene Ontology annotation, cellular component: endoplasmic reticulum membrane. The transcript is spliced from 2 exons. Gene Ontology annotation, biological process: ergosterol metabolic process.
GCUUUGUCGUUCCGCCGACGGAUGAGUUGGAGCUUUCUCGCGCUGCGGCAAACAACAAGGUCCCCAACGUCUAUGAGAUCACCCGGAAAAGCGCUCUGCUGCUUUUUGACGUGCCGCUUGAGUGCCAUCAUCCCCGAGAUACGCAACUCAGUACCGUCCUUUACAGCUUGUUUUGCCCCAUCUCUCGGUCCGCUCAACAUUUUAGCCUGAGAUCGCAUCAGGAAAGCUGUGCGCCUACGUCUAUAUGGCUUCAGUGGAAUCUCAGGGUCUUCUCAUCUCAAAUGAGAGGCUGGACCAGAUAGCCGGUAAUGAGAACCGAUCAGUCGACUUCGAGGAAGCUUUAAAUCCAGUCACAAAUAGCUCCGACAGCUGGAGUGGAAGCUCUGUCUCUGAUGAGGAGGACUACGAUAAGCUCCGACCUCAUCCCGACGAUUUACGAGAUGACGCAUACGGGGGAGGCAUCGAGGACACCGAACAAAAGGACGGGGACUAUCCAUCAGGAGAUGCGGACAAUGUUGCGAGAGCAAAGCCAAAGAUAGCUCGGAGGAAGAGCAUCCAAGUUGUUCUAGAGACGACUGAUAGGAAGGGGCGAUACAAAAUCACUGCGGAUGACCCUGAAAUUAGGGAGAUUCUACGGAGGAGCCUCGAGAGGGAAGCAGAUGUAGCAGACGCAGCUAAGAAGAAGAAACUGAGAUUUCGCGACCUUAUGUUUACGAAGCAAUUCACCACAUUUGAUCGACAGAAUCCGCUGAGCUCAGAAUCCGCCUUUCAUGGCUUCUUUACACUAUUUUGGCUUUGUCUCGCUAUGCUGCUAUUACGAAUCGCAGCAUACAAUUACAAGGAGCAUGGAAGUGUAUUCGGAGGAGCUGAACUGCUGCACAUGAUGUUUGGUCGCGACGUUAUACUCCUCGGUUUGACUGAUGGAGCUAUGGCUGCAAGCCCGGUCGUUGGACUGGUCCUUCAGCUCGCCAUUCUCAAGGGCUGGAUAUCUUGGAAUUCUUCGGGAUGGAUAAUACAGAAUGUGUGGCAAGCCGGAUGGCUCGGAGCUUUCCUUGGGUGGACAUUCUACAGAGAAUGGCCAUGGACCCAUACCAUAUUCAUUACGCUACACUCCCUCGUUUUUCUAAUGAAGCAACAUAGCUAUGCUUUUUACAAUGGCUACUUGUCACAAGUAUAUCGCCGAAAGAUGCUGCUGGAGCAAAAGCUUCAACAAUUAGACGACAUUGUACCUACACCACAAUCGCCACAGGUCCGCCGCUCAUUUUCAACCACUGGCACAGAUAUUGACUUUAGUCCGAGUGCCGGGAAGAACCUCAGACGCCGCGGCUCCAUGGGACCCAAAGCAUCAACCAAUCUACUCAAGGAGAAGUCUGGAAUCUCGCCCAUUGCAUCCGCCAUCGAAUCUGGAGAGCCACUCGAUGGAGAUCAACUCCGCACCUUCACCUCGAUCAUCAACACCGAGAUUGAAAUCCUUGACGACGAACUCUCUGCCCGCUGCACGAACAAAGCGAAUGCAUAUCCCAACAAUCUAAACAUUGCCAAUUUUGCCGACUGGACCGUCCUCCCGACGCUCGUCUACGAGCUCGAAUACCCGCGCCAGGAACGCAUCAACUGGCUAUACGUAGCUGAGAAAACCGCCGCCACCUUUGGAUGCAUCUGGGUCAUGAUGGUCGUCUCUCAAGCUUACAUCUACCCAGCCGUGCUCGAAACCGUGCGCAUGAAGGAAGCAGGCAUGUCACUUCAACAGCGCUGGGUCGAAUUCCCCUGGAUUCUAUCCGACCUGCUAUUCCCUAUGCUCCUCGAGCAACUACUGUCCUGGUACGUCAUCUGGGAAUGUGUGCUCAACGUCCUCGCCGAACUCACGCGCUUUGCGGAUCGUGGCUUCUACGGCGAUUGGUGGAAUAGUGUGAGCUGGGACCAGUAUGCGCGCGACUGGAACCGGCCGGUGCAUAGUUUCCUCUUGCGCCAUGUCUAUCAUAGCAGCAUCUCUGCGUUCCACUUCAGCAAGCCGACGGCCAUGUUCGCGACGUUCUUCCUGAGCGCAUGUGUGCAUGAGCUGAUCAUGUUUUGUUUGUUCCACAAGGUGCGCGGGUAUCUGUUCACGUUCCAGUUGUUGCAGAUUCCACUGGCUGGACUGUCGCGCACAAAGCUGCUGAAAGGUAGGAAGACUAUCGGUAAUAUCAUGUUCUGGGCAGGUCUAUUCAUCGGACCAAGCCUGAUCACGAGUUUGUAUCUUAUUGUAUGAGCAUAUUGCAGUAUUGCAUUACGGAGGCAUCGUUGGAGGCAUUACUGGAGUUCGAUAUCCUUGCUUUUGGAUGGGUAUCUGUGCUGUAAUAUAUUCCCCCGGUCAUAGUAAGCUGUCAGGAUCUUCCUUUAGGUUAUUCCACUCCUCCUAGAUACCAUUUCCAUAUCGAGAUAUCAUAAGUCAUUCGUAUCUAUUACAUGCCUAGAUCAGCCUUCACGAUCAGCAUCCAUAUCCAUCCGGUUCGUGGACCUCAUCCUUGUUCAUCUCUAGAAAUACAACCCUCCC